UGUUCUCGGAACUUCGGUGUUCUGGGCAAAAAAGUUUACACACGUAAUUCGCGCCUUCACUGGUAACUCCGACAAAUUUCGAUUUUAUGGAAUAAAUGCUUUCCAAUUCCUCCUUUGCGUCUUCACUCAAGGAUAUCAGUCACAUUUUCUUGCCAGCAACUGCUUAAUCUAUCACGAUGCAUGUUCCAAUUCUUCUGCCACUUCUGAUCUCUUCAGUAUCUGCUGGAGUUCUGAUUCAACGCCAAGCAGAAAGCGAUGCAGACGAAGCUUGCCAAUCAGUUCCUGAUGAUGUUUGUCUUCAUAUCGCGAAUAGCAUAAAUGGAAAUGUAUACUAUAAUCCUGGGGAAACGAAUUCGACCGACACAAAUUCGACUACCACGAAUCCAUACACCGAAGCCAUAACACAUUACAUGACCUCUUCGUCUCAAACACCAUUAUGUGUCGUCGAGGUUGUUAACGCCCAUGAUGUGUCGGUAGCCCUCCAAAUUAUUGGUGAGACAAAGACACCUUUCGCUGUCAAAUCUGCUGGAUAUACUUCAGUACCUGGAUUCUCAAGCACAACGGGUGUUCAUAUAUCGUUGCAAAAGAUGAAGCAAGUGAAAUUAUCGGAAGACAAAUCGACCGUUGAAGUUGGUCUAGGAAAUGGCUUCACGGAAGUUUAUAACGCUCUCAAUAAUUCAGGUGUCAAUGUCCUCGGAGGUCGAGCUGAUGGCCCUGGGACAGGAGGAGUUACUCUGUCCGGUGGUUACUCUUGGUAUACCAACCAAUACGGGCUUGUUUCCGAUACUGUGGUGUCGUAUGAGCUUGUUCUUUCAAGUGGAGAAAUCAAAACCGUCGAUGCGAGUCAACCGGAUCUAUUCUUUGCGUUGAAAGGUGGCCUGAACCGCUUCGGCAUAGUGACGAAGAUCGUCUACAAGACUGUCCCACUACCAGGCAAAAUUUAUGGUGGCGUUCAAUUCUUUGACAGGACCCAAGUACCAGGUCUCAUCAAUGCAACUAUGUCCUUCCACCUCAACAGCAAAGACCCCAAAGCUUCCGUAAUUCUCACCAUGGGCGGUGGAGCUCUCCCCGGCGCCAUCCUCCUCUCAUUCUACGACGGCGAGAGCCGACCAGCAGACUUCGAUGUCUUCAACGGUUUCAACGAAACAUUCGGUAAUCUGGCUACGCAAGAUUACACUUCCAUGAUAACAGGAACAUUGGCAUCACUCGGACAAGGUGCUCGUGGAACUUUCGCAUCAAUCUCCACUACGACACUCACCCACACUCUGCUCGCUGCUGUAGCCAACGAAACAGAUUACUGGAGUCAGUUCACAGAAGCACGUGAUGGUCUUCUUAUGCAGUACGAUAUUGAGCCCUUCCUGCCAUACGGACAACAUGCUACUGAUUCGGCGUAUCCUCAUGCGGACUCGCCACUUCCACUCAAUGCGUUUUUUCAAUGGGGUGAGGCAGAGAACGAUGCGUUUUGGAAUGAUGCGAUUCAGAAGAGUAUUGCUCAUUUGAAGGAGAUUGCAAGGGCGGAGGGUAUCUUGGUUGAGGGUAGUCAGUAUCCGGGAUAUGCUUAUGGGACUACGACGUGGGAUCAGUUGUAUGGUCAGAAGAAUGCGGAGAGGUUGAAGGCGAUUAGGUCGUUGUAUGAUCCGCAGGGUGUAAUGUUGUUGGCUGGUGGGUUUCCUAUCUCGUAAAGUGCGAAGUCCAGACAAUGGUGAAGCAGUUAGCGGAAGAGAGGGUGGGGGGUCUGGAUUAGCGGCAAGCAAGGGGAUCGAGUUGGGUAGUUCAAUGUAUACUUUGUAAUUCGGACAGAAUAUUCACUUCUUCAAUGAUCUUCAAAGCUAGAUAAGAAAGUCGACAUUUGUUGACUUUACAUAAAGGAUAUAGAGUUCACC
This is a messenger RNA of Cadophora gregata, 1883 nucleotides long. RefSeq lists its product as uncharacterized. The transcript has 4 exons. Bases 177 to 1682 code for a protein of 501 amino acids. Gene Ontology annotation, molecular function: FAD binding. The record is from RefSeq and is a predicted model, not a curated record. NCBI's taxonomy places the organism in Eukaryota, Fungi, Ascomycota, Leotiomycetes, Helotiales, Ploettnerulaceae.